Messenger RNA from Armigeres subalbatus, 1606 nucleotides. Its product is annotated as cytochrome P450 4C1-like. Bases 6 to 1511 code for a protein of 501 amino acids. The record is from RefSeq and is a predicted model, not a curated record. The transcript has a single exon. Lineage: Eukaryota; Metazoa; Arthropoda; Insecta; Diptera; Culicidae. Gene Ontology annotation, molecular function: monooxygenase activity; oxidoreductase activity, acting on paired donors, with incorporation or reduction of molecular oxygen; iron ion binding.
UCAACAUGUUAAACUUCGCCGUGUUUCUCGCACUUGUUGUGGUUGGAGUAGCUCGCUUCCUCGCAAGGCGAAGCAAACUGCAACAAAUUGCCAAGCAUUUUUCUGGUCCCAAACCGGCUUUUCUGUUCGGAAAUCUGCUACAAUUCCCUAAAGACAUUGGUGGUAUAUUCCGACGAAUGGUUCACUAUCACGAGGAGUUCGGACCGGACAUUGUAACUUGGGGAAUCGGAAACGCUCUCAAGUUCAACAUAAGCAGCCCUCGCAAUGUAGAGAAGGUCUUGAUGGCCAAAACCGUUCAGAAGUCACUGUCGUACAGCUUCAUCGAACCGUGGCUCGGAAAAGGAUUACUCACUUCGUCUGGGAGAAAGUGGUUUCAGCGAAGAAAAACCAUCACACCUACGUUCCACUUCAAGAUACUGGAAGGGUUCGUAGAGGUGUUCAAUCGCAAUGCGGAUACCCUGCUUGAAAAGUUGAGAGGGAACGAAGGAGGGUCCGCUUUCGACAUCUACAGCUACGUAUCGUUAUACGCUUUGGACAGUAUCUGCGAAACUGCAAUGGGAGUUCAUGUUAAUGCCCAAAAUGAUCCGGAGAAUCAGUACGUACGAGAUGUAAAUCGAAUGACGGAAUUGAUACUGUUGAGGAUUUUUAGUUUUCUGGGUAUGUUCCCCAAGCUCUACUGGUAUCUUCAUCCGAAAGCCUGGGAGCAGCGACGAUUAGUGCGAACUCUACAUCAAUUUACGGAUGCAGUUAUUUGGAAACGUCGAGAGCAGCUUAUAAAGGGACAGCAAGACAACGAUGCGGAUAAUGGUACGCUUUCUAAAAAGAAACAAACUUUCCUGGAUCUGCUGCUUUGUAUGGAUAUUGAUGGUCAGCCUUUGUCGAACGAAGACAUUCGCGAGGAAGUUGACACGUUUAUGUUCGGAGGUCACGAUACGACAUCAUCAGCAAUUUCCUUUACUAUAAUGCAACUAGCAAGGCAUCCAGAUAUUCAAGACAAAUUGUACGAAGAAAUUCUAACUGUCUUGAAAGGCCAGAACACCAAAACAACCCAUCUCACCUACAACAAUAUCCAAGAGUUUAAAUACCUUGAUUUGAUAGUAAAAGAAUCCCUUCGAUUGCUACCACCAAUAUCCUACGUCGGAAGGAAGCUGUCCGAAGACACGGAGCUGAACGGGGUCGUCAUUCCCGCCGGCCAGGACAUAUUCAUUCCCAUUUACAUGGUACACCGGAAUCCCAAGAUUUAUCCCGAUCCAGAACGAUUCAUACCGGAGCGGUUUGCUGAUGACGCUGCCAUUACACGGGGUCCCUACGAUUACAUUCCGUUUAGCAUUGGGUCGAGAAACUGCAUCGGCCAGAAAUAUGGCAUGAUGCAGCUGAAGAUGACGGUAGUUCGACUGAUUGCGAACUAUCGGGUGCUACCAAGUGAGACGACGUGUGACGUUAAAUUGCGAACGGAUUUGGUGCUGCGACCGGAAUGUGGAAUUCCGAUUAGGAUUGUGACGAGAAACUGAGGGGUCAGUUGAAUGGGAUAGCCACUUGAAAUUUGGAGUGGUUGGUGAGUUGGGUACUCAAAAGGGCUGUUAGUAAACGAUGUAGAUAAAACUGA